This is a messenger RNA of Galeopterus variegatus (Sunda flying lemur), 5010 nucleotides long. RefSeq lists its product as uncharacterized. Gene Ontology annotation, biological process: virion assembly; DNA integration; proteolysis. Gene Ontology annotation, molecular function: nucleic acid binding; RNA-DNA hybrid ribonuclease activity; aspartic-type endopeptidase activity. NCBI's taxonomy places the organism in Eukaryota, Metazoa, Chordata, Mammalia, Dermoptera, Cynocephalidae. The record is from RefSeq and is a predicted model, not a curated record.
AUGGGACAGACAGUUUCAACUCCCUUGGAUCUGACUCUGAGACAUUGGACUGAUGUAAAAACUAGAGCUCAUAAACUCUCUGUGCUAGUCAACAAAAGCAAAUGGGUAACACUUUGUUCAUCAGAGUGGCCAACUUUCCAACUUGGGUGGCCCACUGAAGGUUCUUUUUCCCUGCCGCUGAUUGUGGCAGUUAAAAGCAGGAUUUUUGGUUCCUCCUCCAAAAGUCAUCCUGACCAGGUCCCGUACAUUGUUGUGUAAGAAGACUUGGUCACAGACCCACCUUCGUGGGUUCAACCCUUCCUCCCUUUAACAGGUCCAACGGCAGUGUUUGCCCUCAAAGAAGACAAAGAAAAACCUCCUGUAUUGCAGGAUGCAAAUUCAGAUCCUCCUCUUGGAUUCCCCUCCCCCUUACCCCCCAACCCUUCGUCCACAGGCCGUGCAGCUGUCAGCCCGCCAGCUGAGGUGCAAAGCUCCGGACCAGCACAAGGAACUCUCAGUCGGUGGGCAGGCUCUCCAGAUGCUGUCCCCACGUUCCCUCUUAGGGUGUAUGGCCUCCCUGAUGAGGAAGGCAAUCAGCCCCUGCAGUAUUGGCCUUUCUCCUCCUCUGAUCUUUACAAUUGGAGAUCUCAGAAUCCUCCCUUUUCUGAAAACUCCUAGGGACUCACUAACAUUGUAGAAUCCCUCCUUUUCACCCAUCAGCCCACUUGGGAUGAUUGUCAGCAGCUCCUCCAGGUCCUGUUUACCACUGAAAAAAAGCAACAGAUCCUCCUGGAAAGCCAGAAACAUGUUCCAGGGCCUGACGGGAGGCCCACCCUCCUCCCUGAUGUCAUCGAUGCUGGGUUCCCUCUGGCUCGGCCUAACUGGGAUUUCAACUUGGCAAAAGUUAGGGAGCACCUGAAAGUUUAUCGCCAGGCUCUAAUGGCAGGUCUCCGUGGGGCAGCUAAACGCCCCACCAAUUUGGCUAAGGUAAAGAAAGUAUCCCAGGGGCCCAAUGAGUCUCCAUCAGCAUUUCUAGAGAGACUCAUGGAGGAAUUCUGUUGGUUUACUCCCUAUGAUCCUAGCAGUGAAGAACAUAAGGCUGCAGUAACAGUUGCCUUCAUUAAUCAGUCCAGUAAGGACAUUAAAAAAAAAUUACAGAAGCUAGAAGUGUUACAAGAUAAAACCCUGAGAGAGUUAGUACAAAGAGCUGAAAAGGUUUAUUACAACAGAGAGUCAGAAAAAAAAAGUUUUCACAAAAUUCUGGCCACUGUAGCUAAAAAGACUAAAGAACCUAUUGAGACAGCACCUGGCGACAAAAAGGAGUCCCUAGCAAAAGACCACUGUGCCUAUUACAAGGAGAAAAGACACUGGGUCCAGAAUUGCCCCAAGAGGGGGAACAAAAAGCCCCAGGCCCCCAAGGUCCUAGCCCUGCAAAAAGACAGUGACUAGGGGGGACGGGGUUUGGACCCCCUCACCAAAACCAGGAUAACAUUAAUGGUAGAGGGGAAACCUACCCAGUUCAUGCUGGACACAGGAGCUGAACACUCAGCACUUUGACAAACAGGAGGGCCCCUCCUCCCCAAAAAAUCAUGGGUACAAGGGGCCACUGAAAAUAAACAAUAUUCAUGGACCACCCGAAGAACGGUAGAUCUUGGCGUGGGCCGGGUAUCCCACUCGUUCAUUGUCAUUCCGGAGUGCCCUUAUCCACUGUUAGGAAGAGAUCUCCUGACCAAGAUGGGUGCCCAAAUUCAUUUUAGUCCUGAGGGAUCUCAAGUGUUAAAUCAACAGAGAAAACCUCUCCAAGUACUGACUCUAAGACUAGAGGAUGAGUACCAGCUGUUUGAACAGCAAAAACAAGAGACCGGGCAAACAAACUGGUGGCUAAGCCAAUAUCCACAGGCAUGGGCUGAGACAGCGGGAAUUGGAAAGGCUAAAAACAGACCCCCUGUCUACAUAGAGCUAAAAGCUCAAGCCAGUCCCAUAGCAGUCCGGCAGUACCCAAUGUCCCGGGAGGCACGAGAAGGCAUCAAGCCCCACAUCAUGCACUUGCUCCAGCUGGGGGUCUUACGGAAGUGCCAAUCUGCUUGGAACACUCCCUUGCUGCCGGUCCGCAAGCCCGGUACAAACGACUACUGGCCAGUCCAAGAUCUCCGAGAAGUAAAUAAGCGUGUGGCCGAUCUCCAUGCCACCGUUCCUAAUCCUUACAAUCUCUUAAGUUCUUUACCUCCAGACAGGGCCUGGUACACAGCACUAGAUCUCAAAGAUACAUUCUUCUGCUUGCCGUUGGCUCCAAAGAGUCAAGAUUGCUUCGCCUUUGAGUGGAGAGACGCAGAGGCUAGUCUGAUGGGACAACUCACCUGGACCCAUUUGCCUCAAGGAUUUAAAAAUUCUCCUACUGUAUUUGAUGAGGCCCUCCACCAGGACUUGGUCAUGUUCUGGGCCUCCAACCCUCAGGUAACUCUGUUACAGUAUGUUGAUGAUCUCCUCCUAGCAGCAGCUGACAAGAAUAUAUGCCUGGAAGGAACGAAGUGUCUCCUAACAGAGCUGGGAGAACUGGGCUACCGAGCCUCCGCCAAGAAGGCCCAAAUCUGUAAACAACAGGUUAGUUACCUGGGGUACCUUCUCAAAGAUGGGAAAAGGUGGUUGUCAGAGGCCAGGAAAGAAACAGUGUUUCACCUACCGCCACCCUCUAACCAGAGGCAAGUCAGAGAAUUUCUGGGCACUGCUGGGUUUUGUCGCCUGUGGAUACCCGGUUUUGCUGAAAUGGCAGCCCCCUUAUAUCCCCUCACUAAAACCUGCCAGCCCUUCAGAUAAGAAGAGAAAGAACAGCAGGCGUUUAAUAAUAUCAAAACAGCCUUAAUGUCUGCACCAGCCUUGGGACUUCCUGACGUAACCAAACCCUUCCACCUGUAUGUGGCAGAAAACAGGGGGAUUGCAAAGGGGGUGCUAUCCCAAAGACAGGGACCUUGGAACAGACCAGUGGCCUAUCUAUCCAAAAAGCUAGACCCAGUUGCCUCAGGGUGGCCAGCUUGCCUGAGGAUCAUGGCUGCAGUUGCAAUUCUAGUAAAAGAUGCUGAUAAAUUGACUAUGGGACAAAACUUGGUAAUCUCAGCACCUCAUGCCUUAGAAAAUGUUGUCUGCCAGCCUCCUGACCGCUGGCUCUCCAACGCGCGCAUGACUCAUUAUCAGACUUUGUUAUUAAACCCAGAUCAAAUAACCUUUGCUCCACCAACAAGCCUAAAUUUAGCCUCGCUGAUGCCGGACCCAGACCUCAACUUGCCCAUCCAUGAUUGCCAACAAAUGCUUGCAGAAGCCCACGGGUGGAGAAAAGACUUGUCAGAUCAGCCUCUACCAGACGCUGAGGCCACUUGGUUCACAGAUAGCAGCAGCUUCCUGGAAAAUGAAAAGCAGAAAGCCGGGGCAGCAGUGGUAGAUGGCCAGAAACUGGUAUGGGCUCAGGCUUUGCCUGCCGGGACAUCUGCCCAGAAAGCGGAACUCAUCGCUCUCACAAAAGCCCUGGAACUAAGAAAACAUAAAAAGAUCAACAUCUACACGGACAGCAGGUAUGCCUUUGCCACUGCCCAUGUGCACGGUGCAAUAUAUAAACAGCGAGGUCUUUUGACUUCAAAAAAAAAAAUUAAAAACAAGGCAGAAAUUAUAGCCCUGUUGGAGGCCCUCCUCGGACCACUAAAAGUGAGUAUCAUACACUGCCCAGGGCACCAAAAAGGAAAUUCCCCAAUUGCAAAGGGAAACAACCUGGCCGACUCUGAGGCAAGAGCAGCCGCCGCAGGUCCUCGGCUAUUACUGGUGAGUGUCCCUGAGCCAGAAGGACCCAAAUGUCAACCAUUAUUUUGGUAUUCAGCUGAGGACAUAACAGAAAUGUCCAAAGACCCCAGUAAUUGUUCCGACCCAAGCACUGGCCUGGCGUACAGCCACAAAUUUAUUUUGCCACAGAAACAAGAACAGGCCAUGCUUAAGCAGAUGCAUCAGUGGACCCACCUGAGGACAGAUAAGAUGAUUCAGACUGUUAAAAAGACUGAAUACCAUAUCCUAGGGCUUAGACAACAGGUUAAGCAAAUAGUCAAAAAUUGUAAACCUCGCCAAAAAGUAAAUGUAUGCAAGAGCGCCACUGAACCUGGCAAAAGACCUAGGGGAGACCGACCAGGGCUAUACUGGGAAGUAGAUUUUACUAAAAUCAAGCCUGGUAAAUAUGGUUAUAAGUAUCUCCUAGUCUUUGUAGACACCUUUUCAGGAUGGGUGAAAGCAUUCCCAACAAAACAAGAGACUGCCACUGUUGUGGUCAAGAAAAUCCUGGAGGAGAUCUUCCCACGUUUCGGAGUGCCUAAGGUAAUCGGAUCUGACAAUGGGCCUGCCUUCAUCGCCCAGGUAAGUCAGAGAGUGGCCAGAUUCAUGGGGACCUCUUAAAAAUUACAUUGUGCAUAUAGGCCCCAGAGUUCAGGGCAGGUAAAAAGGAUGAAUAAAACUCUAAAAGAGACCCUGACCAAAUUAACCAUGGAGACUGGCACAAACUGGGUGAUGCUCCUCCCUCUGGCCUUAUUUAGGGUCAGGAAUACCCCCUCCCAGCUCAACCUAACCCCCUUUGAAAUGUUCUAUGGUGCCCCAGCACCCUUAACCUUGCUGGGGGACACGUUUGCCCCUACAACUUUUGGGUUCCAGUCUGCAUGCCACCGUAACCAUGAUUUAUAUGCUAGGUUAAAAGGGCUGCAAGAAGUGCAGAAGGCUGUCUGACGCCUGGACAUCUCUCACCGGUUCCAGGUCGGAGACUCUGUCUACAUGAGGCGCCACCAACCCCACUCGCUGGAGCCUCGCUGGAAAGGACCUUACCUAGUGCUCCUGACAACCCUGACAGCUGUCAAGGUGGACAGGAUUUCUACCUAGAGCCACACCUCACACGUAAAGCCAGUGCAACCCGGAGACCACAACACAGACGACGGCACCACCUGGAAAGUCCACACUUCUAAGGACAAUCCCUUACAGUUAAAAAUCACCUGGUCACGCGGAAAACUGUAA